Molecule: messenger RNA, 5319 nt
Organism: Pogona vitticeps (central bearded dragon)
Lineage: Eukaryota; Metazoa; Chordata; Lepidosauria; Squamata; Agamidae
Source: RefSeq, a predicted model, not a curated record
CUGGGAGUACUUCAUUUGACCCAAAGACGGGUUGGAGACAAAAGUUCCUUCUCUGUAAAAAAGGGGGUCACUGCCACCACCCCAGAGAUCAAACAUCAGAUUCAGCAGCUGGAGUCCGAACUCAGGAGGAAGCGAAAACAAUGUGAAAACCUUGAAUAUGAAGUGAGGAAGAAACACAGGCGAUAUGCCGAGCUUGAGAUCCAACUUCAGGAAGUAAGAAGCGAUAAUGCCCGGCUGUCUGAGGAGAACGCUUCGCUACACGGACAAGUGGAAUGGAUAGAGAAGGUUGAAUCUCAGAAUGCUGACUUGAGGCUACAGGUGGCCGUGGUGACCGAAGAACGGGAUUCUGCUCUCCAGAAAACCCAGGAACUGCAGACCAGGCUGGAGAGCAUCGGGCAAGCGCUGAAGCACAUGAGAGAUGUCGCGGAACGAAGGCAGCAUCUGGAGCUCGAACAUGAGAAAGCGCUGCAGGCCUUGCAGAAGAAACAGGAAGAAGUCAGGCAACUCCAACAGGCCCAGGCUGAAGCGCGGAAGGAGCAUGAAGGAGCUGUCCAGCUCUUAGAGGAAAGCCUGGAUUGCAUGCAGGCCCGUGUGAGGGAGUUGGAGAGCCAGUGCCAAAGCCAUACAGAGCAGUUCAACUUUCUCACUCAAGAGCUCAAGCGGUAUCGCCUGCAGACAGUGAAGAUUGGGUCCCCGCCUUCCCCUCCGCUAGCGAUGCCUGAGGUUGCCUUUGCCACCUGCUGCGCAUCUCCUCCUCAGCUCUUGGAGGACAUCAAGGAGAAAGGUCCAGAACGUGUCUCUGUGUCUCCAAGCGGCAGCCUCAAAGUUCAGGAUGAAGAAGGGGAAGGCGUCUCUCCAGCGGCCCCUCGGCACCCGAGCCUUGUGGUCCCUUCCGUGGCCAGAAGUCCAGAUAUUCACCUCCCUCCCGUGGCCUCCAAGAAAGCCAUCAAGAAGCUGGAGUCUCAGUCGAGUUCCUCGCGGUCAGAAUCCAUACCCACCACCAGCCCCAAAUCUUGUCCAACUCCCGAGGUGGACACAGCCAGCGAGAUGGAAGAGCUGGACAUUGAUAGCGUCUCACUGAUCCCAGAGCCGGAGAACCCCAGCCCAGUGAAACUUCGGGUCUUCCUCGCUCGUUACAGCUACAACCCUUUUGAUGGCCCCAAUGAGAAUCCUGAAGCUGAGCUCCCACUGACGGCCGGCGAAUAUAUUUACGUCUAUGGGGAAAUGGAUGAGGAUGGUUUCUUCGAAGGGGAGCUGAUGGAUGGCCGCAGAGGUCUGGUCCCCUCCAAUUUCGUGGAGCGCGUUUCGGACGACGACCUGGUGGCCUUCUUCCCCGGGGAGCUCAACGAUCUCUCCCAGAGCUCGCCCGUGGAGCGCAGUUUCCUCAGCACGAGCAUCAGCAGCGGUGAGAAAAGCGACUACUCUAUUGAAGAAAUCAGUGCCAGCGCCGGGCCGUCGAGGCUCGAAGGGGACCUGGGAGGGGUCUCCGCGGCAGUGCCUUACCCCAGAAAAGUGAGCCUCAUUAAACAGUUUCGCUCCAGCCUCCUGGUGGGGUGGGAGCCGCCUCUCCUCCCCGCCGGCUCCUCGGAGAUCCAGAGCUACAACGUCUACGUGGACGCGGAAAUCCAUCAGAACAUAAAGGCAGGAUCCCAGACCAAAACCGUGUUAGAAAAGUUGGACUUGAAAACAAGAGCGUAUCGCGUCUCCGUGCAGAGCAUUUCGGAGAAAGGGGCCUCGGACUGCCUCCGAUGUACGUUCCUGGUGGGGCGGGAUUUUGCCUUAGCGCCCAGCCAGCUCAAGGUCCGGAGCGUCAGCGCCACGUCGGCCAAGAUUGUUUGGGUGCCGAGCAACAGUAACUUCCCACAUGCCAUAUACCUCAAUGGGCAGCCGCGGGAUGUGGCGAAGGCUGGCGUCUACUGGUACGCCUUCCAUAACUUGAACCCCAGCACUUCCUACGUCGCCCGCGUAGAAGUACGGCCCCAGCCCGGAGGCUGGGAGUCCCCCCGAGAGCAGCUGCUGGCCGCCGAGAUCCACUUCACGACCACUUCAGCCGGGUCUCCAGAUCCUCCUCUGGACGUCCGAGUAGAGCCCGGCCCCACCCCAGGCAUUCUCGUGAUCAGCUGGCUGCCGGUCACCAUUGACGCGGAAGGAUCCUCCAAUGGGGUGCGGGUCACCGGUUACGCUGUGUACGCCGACGGACGAAAGGUAAUUGAGCUCACCUCCCCGACAGCAGGCAGUGUCUUGGUGGAGGUUUCACAGCUGCAAAUUCUGCAGGCCUGCCGGGAAGUGUCUGUAAGAACCAUCUCUCUUUACGGGGAAUCCGCAGACUCCGUGCCGGCUCAGAUCCCCUCGGUCUUGUUAGAAGGAGCCGGGGGUUCGUCGCCCGGCCUCACCUCUCGGCUUCCGUCUGCGGACAGACGGACUUUCUCCACUUUGCCCACUUCCCGGGCUUCUGGAUCGGACCUGGAUUCUGCUGCUCACCUUUUAGUCAACAAGUUCAAUUCUGAGGCUAAAGUUGGCCACGAGAAGGGACCGAACAGCCUGCUGGCGGAGAGAUCCCCAAACAAGCUGGCAUCUCAAGCUAGCGAUCCCUCGACGGACCCGAAAGCAGGUCCUCCGCCAAGAGAAGAAGCGGAUUCUCGUGUGACAUCGACCGAAGAUCCAGCCACGCUCCCGGAGGUGUUACACAAGGAACCUGGAGAAAACAGCCAGGAGCAGCUCCUCGCAGUCCGAGAACGAGAGAGGGAGAAUCCAGGCAGCCACGUCAGCAACCCGGAAAUGUGUCCGAACUGUCCUGCGGAACAAGAUUUGAGAGUGGGAUCUCCGGAGAGAAGGGCGGGCAACGAGGCAAGCCUUCAGGGUGCAGACAUGUCUUCUCCUGACAGGCUGUUCGUGGCAGGAGAGGACGGUGCCAAUGACAGGGGCCAGAACGAGAGGGGAGCCCCAGAAGCGGCGAACGGAUCCUCAGGGCGAGCGAAGCUGCUGAAGGAGAUCCCCAGGGAUGACGCGAACGGGCUGGUGACCAGGGUCAGGAGAGAGGGAGAGAAAAGGCUGGAUCCAGGAAACCGUCCUCUGAACCUCCUGGCCGAUCACAGCCGUGGGUCGGAUCUUUCCGAUAUUAUAGAGGAAGAGGAGGAAGACGAAGAGGAGGAAGAAACGAGGCCUAGUCAGUGGGCAGCCUUGAAAGGGGACCCGAGUAAAUGCCCCAGUGGAGAAAAUGGAGAAAAGCAGCAAGAGCCGGGAGAUACGGACAGCGAUGACGAGAUCUUGGAACGGAUUCUGGAAAUGCCCUUGCCGAACACUUGCAGGAAAGCCCUGUUUAGCAUCCCGGAAGUGGCAGAGGAGGAAGAAGAGGAGGAGGAAGCCAAAGCCUGGGGGAAGCCUCCCCCCAGCCAUCCGGCUUCUCCCCCUCCAGAGAAAAAAGCGGGGGACACCGACCUUGAGGAGCCCCGCGGCCCUACCAGAAGGAUGGCGCUCUCUCCUCCUGCUUCUCCUCUCAGGGAGAACAUCUACCAAAAUCUCCCGGAGAAGAUGUGGCCAGCAAGGGGUCACCCUCCGCCGUCUAGGAGAGAGGACAUGGGGAGACCCUCUCCGGCUUCCCGGGGAUGGGAACGGGACUGUAUGGAGCAGCAAACCAAGCCUGCUGGGGAAUGGAGAGGCCCCCGGCGUAGCAAGGAGAAAGUCCAGUGGACCAGGAAGCAACGGUCGGAUGCAAACCCGGAACGCAGGGCCUACCAGGCCAGAGGAGGUCUUUACAGAGUGCAGAGCUUGAAAGAGAACUUGGACAUCAUCUCCAGCCUCGGGGUCCAGCAGAUCUCUGACCUGUGCCUCGGGGCCAGGCCGAGGCCCCACCAAGCGUCUCCGAGAAGGACGAUGGUCCAGGAGCCAGGGGGCGAAGCCUUCCGAGGUGUCUCCCGCGGCCUGAGCCCCGAGAGCAUGGAGAUCAGCAUCGAAUACGACUCGGACGAUGACCUGACUGUGACCUCCACCGCGGCCAGCCAGCCGAGCUCGGACGGCCGGGCCGACGGGUCGCCCACGGACUGCGAGGAAGGCUGGAGCGACUGCUCCGGAUCCGUGCCGUCCAGCGGGCCGAGGGAGCUGAAGCGGUGCAGCAGCUGGGAGGAGGAGAGCGCGGAGUGGAGCGGGUCCCCCGUGGGCUCGCCUGGCUUGAGACGGAGAAUCGCCUCGGAGGAGCGGAGUCGGAGUCUGGAGCGAAGCCCUGCGCUCUGGAGAGCCGUGCAUGAGCGGCCGGGGCGAGAGGGGGCCCGGGCACCGUCCCUGCACACCUGGGCAGCAACGGGUGAUGGCUUUCUGGAGUCGCUGAGCUCGGCAACGUGGCGGGCCCCCACCCGAAGAGGCCGAAGGCUACGGAGAAAGAGGCGAGAAGCAGCCGCUGCGGGAGAUCGUAGUUCUGCAGGUGCUUGGCGGAGCCCUUCUCCAGAAACGAUGGACGAGGAGGACUCAUCACGGCUAUUUGUGGCCCUCUUCGACUUCGAUCCCAUCUCCAUGUCUCCCAACCCGGACGCGGCCGAAGAAGAGCUCCCGUUUCAAGAGGGCCAGGUUCUGAAGGUCUAUGGCCACAAGGACGCAGACGGCUUCUACCGAGGGGAAUGUGACGGCAGAAUCGGAUACAUCCCGUGCAACAUGGUCUCUGAGAUCCAGGUGGACAGCGAGAGGGCACGCCAGCAGCUCUUACAGGAAGGACGCCUCUCUGCUGAUCGGCUGGAGGAACAUCCAGCAGAAAACAGCACGUUUUCCUCGCCAGCACAGCGCCCCAGAGCUCGCCCUCCGAAGCCUCGGCGUUCCAAAAAAGUGGGACAGAAGAGGAAGGAGGACGCGGUUCCUAAUUUUGGGGCUGAUGACAUUUGGGAACCCAGCUCUGAAGAGGAGACCCCAAGAACCAUGGUCGCUAUUUUUGACUACAACCCUGCAGAGAGCUCUCCCAACGCAGACACCGAGGCUGAACUGACGUUUUGCGCAGGGGACCUGGUGACCAUUCUCGGUUCCAUGGACGAUGACGGUUUCUACUACGCGGAGAUUCGCGGGCAGAAGGGCCUCGUUCCGUCUAACUUCCUGGAAGCCGUGGCCUCGGAGGACGUGGGACCGCUUGACGAGUCCAGCCUUGGAAGGCAGCACGUGAGAAAGAGACGGGUCCAGUGAUACACAGGGAAAGGAAAUGAGAAAAGAGAAAAAAAAGAGAGAAAUCCCAAAACAUCUCCUGUUGAUGGAAUCCAAGCGCCUUCCUCAAAUCCCUUCUCUCAGCAGCUCAGCUCCCUCCCCGUCUGACGUCUCCAGUCCCGAAUCCAGAACUUUCCCUCC